Castor canadensis (American beaver) is the source of this 641-nucleotide messenger RNA. Lineage: Eukaryota; Metazoa; Chordata; Mammalia; Rodentia; Castoridae. The record is from RefSeq and is a predicted model, not a curated record.
AUGGCCAGGUUGCUAUGGCAAUAUGAGCUCAGUGACUUCUCUUCUCUGUUGUGGAAUGUAGGUGAAAAGAACGGAGCGGAGCCCGAUGAUGCUGAACUAGUAAGGCUCAGCAAGAGGCUGGUGGAGAACGCAGUGCUCAAGGCUGUGCAGCAGUAUCUGGAAGAAACCCAAAACAAAAAGCAGCCAGGGGAGGGGAGCUCUGUGAAAGCUGAAGAGGCUGAUCGGAAUGACAAUGACAGUGAUAACAACAGGAAAUGAGAUGGGACCCUGUCCCCACUGCUCCUUGGGAAGCAUCCCUGCCUCCUCUGCUAAGUCUGGGGACUGAGCUAAGGUGUGCUGUUUGUCUCUUGCCCAGUCCAUGAGAUUGCUAACAUGUUCGUGAUCACCGUGUUUGCAUUGCUGGAACACAACAGAAGAGGAAAUUAAGUUACGACAGAAGAAUGGCCCAAGUGUCACGUGCCUCAGCCACGCACAAGGGAGAGGAGGAAUUUGGGUUAUGCCUCCAGGACUCAAAGGCCGUGGGAGAGGCCUUGCCACCAAUGAAAUACCGCCAUUUAUAUUGCUUAAGGCAUUUGACUACUUUAUCUGAGGUCAAACACACACAGCUAUCAAGUGCUAAAUUUAAAGUCAUUACUGUUGAA